Messenger RNA from Paramuricea clavata, 1540 nucleotides. The record is from the annotation of a GenBank genome assembly. NCBI's taxonomy places the organism in Eukaryota, Metazoa, Cnidaria, Anthozoa, Malacalcyonacea, Plexauridae.
GCACUGAAAGAUCAAAUCCGCAAAGCAAGACGCAAGUUUGACGCGGCAGACCAAGACAAGGAUGGGAAAAUGAACAGGGAAGAAUAUGUGUUGUUUCAACAUCCAGAAGAAGCUGAAUUCAUGGAGAGAAUUGCUAUUGAGGAAAUCCUUGAUGAAGUUGACAAAGAUGGAGACGGGUAAGAAAGGACCUUGUGUUUAAUCUCUAAAUGUGUCAUACCUUUCUCUGCAUCAAUAACUUAAAUGUCCUCCUCGGAGUUUACUUGAAUUCACCCAGGUUCAUUACAUAUUCGGUUCCAUAUUAUGGUGGUAACCUGCUCGCAGACGUUGUAUUUCUUACGCUAAGUUAGUUUUUCGUCGCUUUGCGUAAGAAUUAGAGACCUUACGAUUUUAGGACGGCAACGGCUACCAAUACAAUAAUAGAUCAUUGAAAAGAAUUGAGUAAUUACAAUAUAUGAAUAAUUUAGACAUUGUCCUCGCUCUGUUUACAACGCUAAAACACUUUCAACUUCUAAAACUGCAUUAAAUUCAUACGAUUGAUAAUAUACCACGAACUAUCUUUACUACCAUUUAUUUGAAGGAGUUUGUUUUGGCCGUCGCCGUCGCGUUGCCGUCCUAAAAUCGUAAGGUCUCCAUGGCUAUAUUCAGUAACAUUUUCUUCAGGAUACCAUUAGUCCAGUGGCGUAACGACUAUGGGCUCGGACCGGGCGAACCCGGGGGCCCCCAACCCUACCCCAACCCUAAUGGGCCAAGUGGGGGCCCCCAGACUAAGGAUGUAGAGCAAAAACAUUGGCAAGGGGCUUUGAUAUGUCACAAUGUCGUUUUCUGACCAUCAGAAUUCUGUAAAAUCUCUCCCCAAAGUCCAGGAAAUGGCAUUUCAGAGAGUCUAGAUUCAAACAUUUUCCGGAUGAGCAUGUCCUGGACCCCUAGAAAACUCGUGUAUAUACGGCGCUCGACUCGUGCCUUUGGCACUUUUACUAGGGGGGGGGCCUUCGAAAAUUUUGAACCGGGGGCCCCCUGAUAUAACGUUACGCCACUGCAUUAGUCUCCGGACUGGCAGUGAUAAACCUCUCCAUAAUUAACAGAAUGGAGGGAGCAAUAUCAUCGUGUAAUUCAUUGGCAUGUCUAUGGGUUUUAUAAUGCCUUUUCCGCACUACAAAAUGAGACCUGAAAGUUCAGGCCCCCAAUCCUGGGGACUCAUUAUAUCCAUUCAUUUCUUAGGCAUAUAUCAAUCAAAGAAUUCCUGGGUCAGUACGGCGAGGACCAGGGUCCCGAGUGGGUCGCUCGCGAGAGAGAGCACUUCGCGAAAACCUUCGACACAAAUGGCAACGGAAAACUGGAAUUUGACGAAAUCCAUAAAUGGGUCAUUCCCACGCGUGGAGAAUCGCGCGAGGAAGCCGAGCAUCUUAUGGAGGGGACGGAUGAGGACGCCAGUGGAUAUUUGUCGGUGGAUGAAAUUAUCCUUCAUUACGAUCUGUUUGUUGGUAGCAAGGCAACUGACCACGGAGAAACAUUGAAACGAAUGAGACAUGACGAAUUUUAG